UCCACAAUGUAGUCUGGUGUUAGUUCUCAAGAUGGCGACACAUGUUCUCAUUGUGGUUUUAUUGUUGAAGGUGGUGUGUGCGAGUGAUUUAGAACGAGAGGGCAGAGAUGGUUUUAUUGAUAGGUUGAGCGGAGGGAUGAAGCUUGCCUCGGACUUUUUAGCUUCAGAAUCCAUCGCAUCAAAGGUAGCAGAGUUCGUGGUUCGCGCAUUCCAGGCCAACACAAACACACAACCGACACCAAGUCCAACAUCAAACAGACGUCGACCAGGCUUCAAUGAAGCUUACCAAGAUGCUAGCGCUGAGAACUUUGCAGAGGAAAUCAGACCUAAUUACCAGGUCAAUGAGGCUCCAAGUCCGAUGACGCCGUUGAAGUACUUAGUGAAGCUGAUUGGAUUGCAGCCUAAUCAAAUAAGCGCGGUGGCUGUCAAUGCGCUAGUUUUUGUUGCACAAAUGAUAUCAACAUUCCUCGCCGGACCUCGUCCGUCUAAGCCAUAUCGUUCUGAAAUCCCUACAGCUUGGAUAUUAAACAAGAACUCCAGAAGCCUACAAGACUUGAUAUCAAGGGCCAAGAAUGAAUCCAUUUUACAAGAAAUAGACGAAGCAAUCAAACAGCAGGGAGAAGAGACCAGUUGUAUAAGACUUUUAGUAUGUAAGAUUACUCCCUUUGUUCAUAAAAUGCAGAAUGCUGUAUUUGGAAAGGAGAAUAGCACAGAUUUGAGGGGAUUGCGCGGAUCUGAUGUCAUGUACCGCCAUCUACCGACAGCGGAGGAAAUCAGAGAAAGUGGCGACUCAUGUGAGCAGAAACAUAAGGAGUGUGAUCUCAAUGAGUGAUAUUCUAACUGUAGAAAGUUACAAUAAAUGGUGAAACAUCUAAAUAAAUUCUUUUAAAAAAACAGUAUUA
This is a messenger RNA of Plodia interpunctella (Indianmeal moth), 902 nucleotides long. RefSeq lists its product as uncharacterized. The record is from RefSeq and is a predicted model, not a curated record. NCBI's taxonomy places the organism in Eukaryota, Metazoa, Arthropoda, Insecta, Lepidoptera, Pyralidae. Bases 32 to 832 code for a protein of 266 amino acids. The transcript is spliced from 3 exons.